AUGGCCAUUUUACUAUGCAUUCUUCUUGUCUUGAUCAUCCCUAAUGAAGCAGAUCCAAUCAAUUUCGAUUUUAGAUAUCUCGGUCCACAAAAUCAGAACACAGAUAUAGUUACUAUGGAUGCUGCUUUUAUCUCUGAUAAUGGAAUGCAAUUGAUUCCUGAUCAUACCACUUUUAUAGCAGGCCGGGGGAUUUACAAGAGAUUGCUUCAUAUAUGGGACAAAGCCUCUCGUGAGCUAGCCAGCUUUUCGACCACUUUCUCAUUCGUGAUUGAGUCAAGUACAUUUGAAGAUUAUUAUGCCGAUGGUUUCACAUUCUUCCUUGCUGAGAAUAAUUCAGUGGCAACAACUGGUGGAGCCCUGGGUCUUCCGAUUGAUAGCUCAACAUAUAAAAUUAUAUAUCCAUUUGUUGCAGUUGAGUUUGAUACUCUCUGGAACAAAGAAUGGGAUCCGGCAUCUCUUUCUCUAAAUGAUUAUCACGCAGGCAUCAAUGUUAACUCUCUUAAUUCUUCCGUGUUUAAGAAAUGGUCGAUCAAUAUAACAGAAGGAGCACACUGUCAAGCUAGCAUAACAUAUGAUUCUGUGUCUAAAACGCUUGGUGUUUCUGUUACUGACGAUGUAAAUGGUGCAAUUGACCUUAGUUACAUCAUUGAUCUAAGGGAUGUAUUACCCGAAUUGGUUACUUUUGGGUUUUCAGCAGGAGCUGGAAUUCGGUUUGAGAAAGUAACAGUAACAUCAUGGAGUUUCAAUAGUUCAAAACUACAGGCUGAUGAAGAAAAGGCACAAGCACCGACCCCUGGUCCGAAAAAAAGGCCAAGUCAUAUGGUGGGAUUAAUACUUGGAAUAGUUGUUGCCGUACUUUCUGGUUUGGGUGUCUUUGUUUAUUAUUGUAUAUGCAGGAGGAACAAACACAGAAGAUAUGAAGUGCGAUAUGAUGAGGAGAUGAACAAAGAUUUUGAAGAGGGAACUGGACCAAAAAGAUUCUCUUACAACGAAAUUCUUCAGGCAACUGCUGGUUUUGCAGAGACGAACAAGCUUGGGGAGGGAGGUUUUGGAGGGGUUUAUAAAGGCUUUUUGAAAGAUCUAAAUACCUAUGUUGCGGUCAAAAGGGUGUCCAAGACUUCUGAACAGGGGAUUAGGGAGUAUACUGCGGAAGUUAAAAUAAUUAGCCGAUUGAGGCACAAAAAUCUGGUGGAACUCAAGGGCUGGUGCCAUGAGAAAAGCGAGCUCCUGCUUGUUUAUGAGUUCAUGGAAAAUGGAAGCUUAGAUUUACAUUUGUUUAAGCAGAAAAGCAUGUUGUUGACGUGGGACAAGAGGAAAAGAAUUGCACAUGGCCUGGCCUCUGCUUUGUCAUAUCUUCAUGAAGAAUGCAAGGAAUGUAUUUUGCAUAGGGAUAUCAAAUCGAGCAAUGUUAUGUUGGACUCCAAUUUUAAUGCAAAGCUUGGUGAUUUUGGGUUAGCUAGGUUGGUUGACCAUGACAAAAGCUCUACGACAACCAUGUUGGCCGGGACAUUUGGUUACAUGGCUCCCGAAAUCGCGAUGACUGGAAAAGCAAGCAAAGAAACUGAUGUAUAUAGCUUUGGAGUUGUUGCACUUGAAUUAGCUUGUGGGCGAAAAGCAAUCGGGUACAAGGCUGAUGAGGAAAGACAAACAACUUUGGUUGAAUGGGUUUGGGAUCUGUAUUGGAUUGGAACUCUUCUAGAAGCAAUUGACCCAUCUCUUGGCUCAAACUACACAGAAGAAAUUGAGCGGUUGGUCAUCGUUGGGUUAUGGUGUGCACACCCUCACGCAGACCUACGCCCAUCAAUGAGGCAAGCCAUUCAAGUCUUGAACUCUGAAGCUUCCCUGCCAAUACUCCCAUCAAUGCCAAAAAUUGCUUUUAAUGCACCUCCAACUCCUUCAUUACUUAGUGAUUCUUCGACUACUUCUCCAUCUCCUUUGCUCUUCAAUUAA
This is a messenger RNA of Erigeron canadensis, 1950 nucleotides long. RefSeq names its product L-type lectin-domain containing receptor kinase IX.1-like. Gene Ontology annotation, molecular function: carbohydrate binding; protein kinase activity; ATP binding. The transcript has a single exon. Gene Ontology annotation, cellular component: plasma membrane. Gene Ontology annotation, biological process: protein phosphorylation. The coding region runs from base 1 to 1950 and encodes 649 amino acids. The record is from RefSeq and is a predicted model, not a curated record. Lineage: Eukaryota; Viridiplantae; Streptophyta; Magnoliopsida; Asterales; Asteraceae.